AUGGUCCCACCUAUCAUUAACGCGACCCUUCAAUCCACCGUCCUUACUCUCUGCUCACUCCUUAUUGCUCAGUAUUUCACGUCUUCGCCUCCGCCAAAUAUCCCAGCUCUUCUCCUCUACACCCUGCUCUCGACGCCUCCCAACUACCUUUGGCAGCAGUAUAUCGAAAAGAAUUUCCCCGGGUACACUGUCAAGAAAAUGAAUGUGGAUGACGGGGGCAAGGGUGUGGAGGUGGAGAAGAGGUUGAAUGUGCGGAACACGCUGAUCAAGCUUGGGCUCGAUCAAACGAUUGCGGCGGUGGUCAAUGUCGCGGCGUAUGUCGGAGGUAGUAGGGCAUUGAGGGGCGUGCCAUUAAAGGAAUGCUGGAUGGCGGUGAGGGAGCAAAUGUGGCCCGUCAUGAAAGCGGGCUAUAAGCUCUGGCCGGCCGUCAAUCUAGUGCAGCACUUGUUUAUACCCGUGGAGAGGAAGACGGUUGUUGGAAGCUUAGUAGGAAUGGGAUGGGGAGUUCGUCCAAAUCUCCACCUUACCUUGACAGAUCUCACUGGCUCACCGCGCCAAUCAGCUCGGAGCACUCCACCGCCUACGAGUCGUUUCAUCACUCCAUACCCUACUCCUGGAGAUACCCCGUUCGCCAGAACAGCAUACUCUCCCUACUACUCUGCAGGUCUCAAAGCGCCAACGAUUGACGAAACCCCAGAGUCAUUCGCCCCUCGCCGCACGAUUAGAUCGUGUUAUCGCAAACACAAUGGGUACCGCUUCAAGCGUUUGUUUGCGAGCAAGCCCGUAUGGCUUCUACUCAUGGUUAUUGCGUUGGCUCUAUGGUGGUUCAACGGAGGCAGUGAGGAGAUGAAUGUUGUCAAGCUUGGGGCCAGUGGCUUAGGCAGGGACUUCUUGCACGAGAGGAGAAUGCAUGACUAUCAAUUCUACCCGGCCACGAAUCCGAAGAUCCAUUACGUUGGCCGCUGGACGUCUACGCCCAAUAGAUUACGCAGAGAUGGAACAUUUCCAGGAGUCUACUUUGAUAUUUCCGUCAAGAAUACCACUUCUCUGCUCCUGGCCCUUCAUAAUGCGCCAGAGCAAGAGUCAAGCACACUAAGCAGUAUGCCAGAAGCAUCAACACUGCUAGUGCAUGGUCAUCGCAAGCAUUACUCAUUCCACCCAGUCCCCGGCGACAAAGCUGCACCGCCUGUCUCCUUGCUGGCCGAGGUCGAUGACCAAGAAUACAUUCUUCUGCCAAAUUCGUCAUCGCUAGUCACUAUCAGCUCCAAUGGCCUGGACGAGAGAAUAGAGCACCAUGUCCGCGUUGUCGCCCCAAUGACUGAUGACCAUGGGAUGGGCGUCGUGGAAUUGGAAGGUCUUUGGCUCAGCAAAGGAGGCAAGCUCGUCAAAGUGGCUGGGUCUUUGCUCAGCGAGGACUACGUGAACGAGGAUUUGCUGAACGCGGAGAACGAUCAAGUAGGAGAAAGGCAUAGGACUGGACUGAAUGACAUUGAGGAAGAUGGUACUACCAAAAGUGGUCGACAGAAGGCCAGCGAUAUUGCCGAAGACGACAAUAUUCCAUUCGCCAAUCAAGAUCGGAAAAAGCUACUUGAAGUUAUCACGGACUCACCGGGCUCUUUGACCGGAAAGCAACGGGGCAGGCGUACGGGAGGCGCGAACGGCUUGCUAUCUGGUGUCAUGGGCUGGGAGUACUUGCUGGGGGAGAUGUUUGGGGCUGAUCAUGUUGGAAUUGGUGUCGAUGGAAUGUGCCUAACGCCAGAUUGCAUUAGCGGCUCUGGCGAAUCAGCUGGUAUGGGAGAUGUGUUUUUUCGCAGUGGUCCCUAUGGCUCAGCAUACUUCGAACAUCCGUGGAUGUUCAGUGCUUACGUACCAGACGUCUUGGUGAUUAACCUUGGUGAUUCAGACGAUAUUUCUUUCAACGACCAUGCAUCUGAUCACAACAAGACUCUAUGGGACCUCUCUGAAAGCUUUGAGACGACAUACGUCUCCCUGAUCAAAGCGAUACGAGGACUGGCCUAUCCCAAACACCCAUCCAUUCUGCAAAGCGAGAGGAGUGGGACUCCUGGAAUGGUUUCGAGCAUAGCGCCAGCAGCGAUCCCCAUCUUCGUGAUGAGACCGUUGCGGGGUCAGCUUGAACAAGCUACUCAGAACGCAGUCGCCAAGCUUAGAGCUGAUGGAGACAAGGCGGUGUUCUGGCUCGACACCUCCGGCUGGCUUGAUACGAGCGUUGACGACUCGGAGGGCCUUGACUUCUUCUACGACGACACCGCGGCGCCCCCGAAGUGGAGAUUGACAGUGCAAGGGAACCAGCGAGUUGCUAUUUUCCUGCACAUGCAUGUUUGCAGAUAUCUUGCUGGCGUGGAGGAUAGAUGCGCUUUCCUGCCGCACGAAGUAUAUCAAGGCAAGGUCUUUAAUCCUGAACAGAAGAACUUUGACAAGUAUAUAGAAGACGAGAAAGAGAGAAAGCUGAAGAAGAUAUUUUGGGAGAAGGAGGGGGCAGUGAAGGGAGAUCUCCUCGUCUAA
Molecule: messenger RNA, 2523 nt
Organism: Letharia lupina
Lineage: Eukaryota; Fungi; Ascomycota; Lecanoromycetes; Lecanorales; Parmeliaceae
Exons: 8
Coding region: 1-2523 (840 amino acids)
Cellular component (GO): cytoplasm; membrane
Source: RefSeq, a predicted model, not a curated record